Salvelinus namaycush (lake trout) is the source of this 2333-nucleotide messenger RNA. Its product is annotated as ubiquitin carboxyl-terminal hydrolase 2-like. The coding region runs from base 235 to 1440 and encodes 401 amino acids. Gene Ontology annotation, cellular component: cytoplasm. NCBI's taxonomy places the organism in Eukaryota, Metazoa, Chordata, Actinopteri, Salmoniformes, Salmonidae. The transcript has 13 exons. Gene Ontology annotation, biological process: protein deubiquitination. Gene Ontology annotation, molecular function: cysteine-type deubiquitinase activity. The record is from RefSeq and is a predicted model, not a curated record.
UCAACCCACACUUAGAGAGGUGGAAUCACAUAAAACCGAAUCGGUCUCAGUCAGCAGGCAGUGAGUGAUAUUCCAGAUUGAGUUGCGGGUCUGUUAUUCUCGUAAACAAGGGGGGAGAUCAACAACGUCACGCAGGACUACUGUUUCAGUCGCAGUAAACAACUUUUAACCAUCGCCACCGCAAAUUGAUUGUAGGCCUGUAGUCUGCUAUUACACCGACGCUACACCGCCAUCAUGCCUAGUCUGCGACAGUCUUACACCGUGACGGUGCCGGAGGAGUCGCCGGCAACCGCUUUCCCGUUCCUAAAAACGGACCUGCGCAGGAAGAGUCCUCCAAUGUCGCGGUCAAUGUUGAUGUCCACAUUUGUGGGUCUGCUUAUCAAUCAAGCCAAGAACUCCAAGAGUCCUCAAGGCCUAGUGGGACUGAGAAACCUCGGCAACACAUGUUUCAUGAACUCGAUCCUGCAGUGUCUGAGCAACACUCCUGACCUGAGGGACUACUGUCUGAGGAACACACACCGCACCGAACUCAACAACAACUGCAGAGCCAAGGCUGCUCUCAUGGAGGAGUUUGCCAAACUCACUCAGACCCUAUGGACGUCAGUCAGCAGCGAGGCCAUCAGUCCCUCAGACUUCAAGACCCAGAUCCAGAGAUACGCGCCCAAAUUUGUGGGAUACAAUCAGCAGGAUGCUCAGGAGUUCCUGCAUUUCCUAUUGGACGGCCUCCACAACGAGGUCAACAGGGUCACAGUGCGGCCCAGGCUCCCGUCCGAGGACAUUGACCACUUGCCUGACAAUGAGAAAGGGAAGAGAAUGUGGAACAAAUACCUAGAGAGAGAGGACAGCAAAGUGGUUGAUCUGUUUGUGGGCCAGCUGAAGAGCUCUCUGACCUGCAGUGAGUGUGGUUACUGCUCCACUGUGUUCGAUCCAUUCUGGGACUUGUCACUACCCAUCGCUAAGAAAGGUUCAGGGGAGGUGAGUCUGACAGACUGCAUGCGACUCUUCACUAAAGAAGACGUACUGGAUGGAGAUGAGAAACCGACAUGCUACAGGUGUAAAACCAGGCGGAAAUGCACUAAGAAGUUCACCAUUCAGAAGUUCCCUCAAAUCCUUGUGCUUCACCUCAAGCGCUUCUCAGAGAACCGUGUUCGAACUAGUAAGCUCUCCACCUACGUCAACUUCCCCCUCAAAGAGCUGGACAUGAGAGAAUUUUGCUCUGAGAACAGCAUGAAUACAGUGUAUAAUCUCUAUGCCGUGUCCAACCACUCUGGGAACACGCUGGGUGGCCACUACACAGCCUACUGCAGGAACCCAGCCCUUGGGGAGUGGUACAGCUACAAUGACUCCAGGGUGAGCCCCAUGUCAUCCAGCCAGGUCCGCAGCAGUGAUGCCUACGUGCUCUUCUAUGAGCUGGCCUCCUCCUCUCAUUCACGCCUGUGAACAUGUCAUGGACAUGUCAUGGACAUAUGGGCUACAUAAAGCCUGGCAGCCUGGUCAUAUGGAUGACAUAUGCAAUGAGCCUAUUAGGCCUGUGUAUGGGUCUGAUGGUUGAUGUUUGAGCCUUGCUCUGUGGACUGCAUACAGUAUACUCUAUGUUUAUACAGGAGCCCUUGGCACUAUGGAUUUAUCUUCAGCACAUAGGCUGCACUGUACUGCCAGGAUACAGAGAUUGAGUUGUGGUUCAACCAUCUUCCGGGGACAUUGGGAAGAGCAUUGGGACAAUGGGAAGGCCCUUCCCAGCUAAAAACAUGUCCUCUAAAUAUCAUUGAAAGUCCCGGGGACGUGUGUGUGUGUGUGUGUGCGUGUGCGUGUUCGUGUGUGUGUGUGCGGUCACCAUGCAGACGGCGAAGAUGCCUCUCUGUGCACUACAACGAGGACUGUAUGACCCCACGCCGGAGUUGUCAUUCGUUUCAAGGUCACCACUGAGACAUGAAAGACUUUAUCACUCUGACCUUCCGUUCUGUAAAUGAUUCUAUUUAAAUUAGAUGUCAUCAUAUCUGUGACUUUAGAGAUGGGAUGACUCUCUACCACCAUCUGUUGGUGUGCUGUGGUUGUAGGUUUUGCACAACCUCAUCUUCCUCCCGUUUCAAUAGGACUGUGUGUGUGUGCGUGCUGUGUGUGCAUGUGUGAAAGAGAGAGACAGAGAGAGCGGUCCCUCUCCAACUUCAAACUAGUGGUGGAGAUAUCAUGCCAUUGAAAAACGAGAUUGAGAGAAACUACAUCUCUAGCUAUGUUUUUUAUGACUAAAUGCGUACUUUUGUAUUUAUAAAACAAGGUGAAUGUAACUACUGUUGUUCUAAUUAUUAAAAUAUCACUAUUUUUCAAGUUUCAAG